UUCUCAAUAGCUGUAUUAGCAGAAUCUUUGCACACAGGGCAGAGCAGUGCCUUGUCCCCAGGGAAAGGAACUAUUUCAGACCCUAAGGAGUCAUCUUACAUGUUUCAACAUAAUUCUACUGUUGCUUUCUUUAUUUUAAAGGCAGCCGAAGUUUCUUUCUUUUGCAGCUGGAGAUUAAAUAACAGCAAGCAGAAUCUACUGUUAGAUUAGAUUACCAGGAUGACAAGGAACCAUUGGUGAACACUCUUUGGGUUCAGAUACAACACUAGAAGGAGAAAAUGCAAAAAGCAGCACUAUUCUGUUACAUUCUGCUUGUUUCUCUGUGCAUUGCUGUUGUUCAGAAUGAACGCAAUGUAAUGCGUAGGAGGGCAAGGAGGAGAAUGCGCUAUAGAGGGUUAAGAAAGAGCUCCUCAGGAAAUCAUAGACUAAACAAGCAACAAGAAAUCAAAUCCCCAGUCUUUAUUACUCCAAUACCAAGCAUUCCGCUUAUUAAUAUUGAUGGUGAUAUCACUGAAGUAUUUGACUCUCUGAUUGGUCAGGGUGGACAAGAAUCCAGUUACAAUAUUUUACCAGGAAAAGAAAAUAAAUGUUUUGCAAAUGGGAUGAUUAUGUAUGAUAAGUCUGUGUGGUCUCCUAAACCCUGUGUUACGUGCCUCUGCUCAAAAGGAAAGGUGUUGUGUGAUGAAACUUUGUGCCAUCCUCUGACGUGUCACAAUACCAAGAUACCUGAAGGAGAGUGUUGCCCAGUGUGUAUGGAUAUUGAGCUAAGUACUAUUUCACUAGGUGACACAUCUGAAUUUUCUGGUGAUAAUCUAGAGCCCAAUGACCAUACUGAUCCAGUCUUGUACAACCUACAAGAUCAAAAUGCUGAAAAGAAGGGAAAACAACUUGAAAAGAAAGAAAUUACUAUAAAAGAUAAAGAGACCCAGCAAAGAAGAAAAAGCCACGAACAGAAGGAAAAACAUGGACACACAAAGGAUCAAAGGGAAGAUGAGAAGAUGAGAGCAGCAGAAGAAAGGAGAAGAGCAUAUGAAGAAGAAGAGUUAAGAAUAGAAAAAGGACUCAAGAAAGAGGAAGAAGAAAAUGAAGAAGAAAGUGAACAACCUGAAGGAAGUGAGGAAGAAGAAAAAGAGGAGGAAGAUGUUUUGCGUGGUGAUGUAUUCAGAAUGCCGCCUCGUUUCCCAAUUCCCGAGCCUUCUACUGAAGUGCCUACUUUGCCAACCGGAUGCUCCAUCCUAGACAACACAAUCAGCUGUGUUAAUGCCAAACUCAAACAAAUACCACCAAUCAUGGAUGCAGAGCUUACAAGCAUAGAGCUUGUAGGUAAUACUAUAACUUCCAUCCCAGAUGAAGCUUUUAAUGGGAUUCCCAAUUUGGAAAGGAUUGAUCUUCGUAGAAAUAAUAUCACAUCAUCUGGCAUAGGUCCACGGGCAUUUAAAAUAUUGAAGAAUUUGCAACGUUUAUAUUUGGAUGGAAAUGCACUAGUACAUAUUCCGAUUGGUUUGCCAUCAACUUUAGAAGAACUUAAAAUAAACGAAAACCAACUACAUGCAGUUGAUGAAUACAGCUUUGAAGGUUUAGAAAAGUUGGUGACACUGGAAUUAGAAGGCAAUAAACUCAACGAAGCUAAUGUUAGUCCACUAGCCUUUCAACCUUUGAAGAGCCUGUCUUAUUUGCGCCUUGGACGGAAUAAAUUUAGGACCAUUCCACAGCGCCUUCCCAAUUCUAUUGAGGAAUUAUAUCUCGAUAAUAACCAAAUUGAAGAAAUUACAGAAGUUUGCUUUAAUCAUACCAGAAAUAUAAACACAAUUGUUCUGAGGCACAACAAAUUAGAAGAAAGCAGAAUAGCUCCUCUGGCAUGGAUCAAUCAUGAGAACCUGGAAUCUAUUGAUCUUUCUUACAAUAAUAUAUAUCAUGUUCCCUCCUAUCUGCCAAAGUCAUUGGUGCACCUUGUGCUUAUAGGCAACCAAAUUGACAGAAUCCCAGGAUUUGUAUUUGGACACAUGAGGCCAGGGCUGGAAUAUCUGUACCUUUCAUUUAACAAACUUGAUGAUGAGGGAAUUGAUCCUGUGUCAUUCUAUGGGGCAUAUCACUCUCUAAGAGAAGUCUUCUUAGAUCACAACCAACUGAAGUCUGUACCACUUGGAAUUGCAGAAAUGAGAUCCUUAAAUUUUCUGAGGCUCAACAAUAACAAAAUAAGAACAGUCCCUACUGAGCGCAUCUGUAGGAGUAGGUCGGAUAAUGAAGAGGAGGAGGAGGAGGAGGAAGAUGAUGACAGCGAAGAGAAUCAUGAUUAUGAAGAUUCACAAUUAGAACACCUUCAUCUUGAAUAUAAUUACAUCAAUACAAGGGAACUUUCACCAUAUGCUUUUUCAUGUGUCAGAUCAUAUUCUAGUGUGAUUCUGAAACCUCAGAAGAGCAAAUAAAAAAACUGUUUUUGCAUGUAAA
Molecule: messenger RNA, 2448 nt
Organism: Podarcis raffonei (Aeolian wall lizard)
Lineage: Eukaryota; Metazoa; Chordata; Lepidosauria; Squamata; Lacertidae
Gene: ECM2
Product: extracellular matrix protein 2
Exons: 11
Coding region: 279-2426 (715 amino acids)
Biological process (GO): extracellular matrix organization; positive regulation of cell-substrate adhesion
Cellular component (GO): extracellular matrix
Molecular function (GO): heparin binding; protein binding; collagen V binding
Source: RefSeq, a predicted model, not a curated record